UCAAUUGCCCCGGCGCAGCCUGCGUCUUUUCGUAUUUACUUGUUUUUGUCAGCAUAGUGCAUCAGACAUCAGUGAAAUCAUUUUCAAAGCGAGCUGGACCAUUUUUUAUCAAGACUUAGCAAUGAAUUUUCUUCCCGAUUUUACAAAGGAGACGUGGGCUCUACUUGUUAUUCUCUUAACGCUGACUCUUCUGUAUGGGUAUGCACCUUAUGGAGUCUUCAAAAAACUAGGAAUCCCUGGACCAAAACCUCUUCCAUUCAUCGGAACAUUUCUAGAAUACAGAAAGGGCCUCAUUGAAUUUGACACAGAAUGCUAUGAAAAAUAUGGAAAAAUCUGGGGGUUUUACGAUGGAAGACAGCCAGUAUUGGGCAUUAUGGACACCGGAAUGAUCAAAACCAUUCUGAUCAAGGAAUGCUAUUCAGUUUUCACCAAUAGAAGAAACCUGGGCCUGAAUGGCGCUCUCUACGAUGCGGUUUCUAUUGUUGAAGACGAAGAGUGGAAGAGAAUUCGCAGUGUUUUGUCCCCCUCAUUUACCAGUGGCCGACUGAAGGAGAUGUUUACCAUAAUGACACAACAUUCAAAUAAUUUAAUCAGGAGUCUACAGAAGAAAGUCAUCAAUGAUGAAUCUGUGGAUGUCAAAGAGUUCUUUGGUUCAUACAGUAUGGACAUUGUCACCAGUACGGCGUUCAGUGUCGACAUCGACUCUCUCAACAACCCUGCUGACCCCUUUGUUGCCAACAUUAAGAAAAUGGUCAAGUUCGAUAUGCUAAAUCCUUUACUACUUCUUGUGGUUCUCUUCCCUUUCCUCACUCCACUGAUGGAAAAACUUGGAAUGUCCUUGUUCCCCACAUCGUCACAAGAUUUCUUCCUUGACUCACUUCGGAAAAUCAAGGGAGAUCGGGAAAAGAACGUUCACAAAAGUCGGGUAGACUUCCUGCAGUUAAUGGUGGACUCUCAGAUUCCAGAGCAAAGCGCUACUUCAACUGAAGACAAGUCAGAGAAAGGGCUGACUGACCAUGAGAUCUUGUCUCAGGCACUGAUAUUCAUCUUUGCUGGUUAUGAGACUAGCAGCAGCUCCCUCUCAUUCCUUGCCUAUCUGAUGGCGAUGAACCCUGUUGUCAUGAAGAAACUACAAGAUGAGAUUGACGAAGUCUUUCCCAACAAGGCCCCAAUCAAGUACGAAGGACUGAUGCAGAUGGAAUACCUUGACAUGGUGAUUAAUGAGUCCAUGAGGAUGUUCCCUAUUGGUUUGCGUAUCGAGAGGGUGUGCAAGAAAAGCGUGGAGAUCAAUGGGAUGACCAUUCCAAAAGGGAUGGUCAUUGCCAUCCCUGCCUACAUCCUGCAACACGACCCCACACUGUGGCCCGAACCUGAGGCUUUCAAGCCAGAGAGAUUUAGCAAGGACAACAAAGAGAGCAUUGACCCAUAUGCCUACCUACCCUUUGGAGCUGGUCCUCGAAAUUGUAUUGGAAUGAGAUUUGCCAUAAUCAUAAUGAAGCUGGCCUUGCUUCAGAUACUUCAGAACUUCAACUUUGCAGUCUGCGAGGACACUCCGAUACCGCUUGACCUGGAUGCUUCUGGAUUUCUUCAACCAAAAAAACCUAUCAAGCUGAAGCUUGUCCCGCGCAUUACAGCAAAUGAAGAAUAAACAGGAAGGGUUUGCCUCAAUCAGCCCAGCUUUAUUAACAAACAUGUUUGCACAAUAAAGAAACCAUUUUGGAGUUAUACCUUCUAUUCUAGUCUUUCUAUAGGACUUUGCUGAUGGUAAUUAUUUUCAUCCUUGUCAAUGAUUCAAAUCACGACACAUUUUGGUAGUAUUCCACAUGCUUACAUCUUUUAUAGUUUUCUGAAGUUAAUUAUAUUAAGCUGAUGUAUCUCUUGGGAAAUUGCAUGUUUAAAGGCUAAAUACAAUGUGUAUACUGUAGUCGAGUGUGUGAUAGUCUCUGCCAGUCCUAAGCACUGACAACUUGCUUAAUGGUAGAACAGCAUUGCUGUUAUUGUGACCAAAGCGUACUGUAAUACAUGGGAACACAUAGAAUAUAGAGCAAUUCUGUUACAGUGGGGCUUCUUAACAAGUUUUUUCUUGUGAAUUUGUCACUGUGUCACUCACAUAAUACUGCUAACCUAUAUGUAGGCUGUAAUGCUGCACCUAUGUGAAAAUCUAUUUACUAGUGUAAAUUACAUUAAUGAUGAAAUUGAUUGAAAUUCAAAUCGAUUCAGCUUGUUAAAUGCCAUCAAUGUUAACUUUUGAAAGGAAGCUGUAUUUUAUCUUUGCUUGCAAUACUCCUUAUUUGUGAUAUGUUUUCUUGGAGUAUACAAGCACAAUAAUCUUUUAUUAAAUUACUCAUCAUGUUUU
Molecule: messenger RNA, 2356 nt
Organism: Conger conger (European conger)
Lineage: Eukaryota; Metazoa; Chordata; Actinopteri; Anguilliformes; Congridae
Product: cytochrome P450 3A27-like
Exons: 13
Coding region: 122-1648 (508 amino acids)
Molecular function (GO): oxidoreductase activity, acting on paired donors, with incorporation or reduction of molecular oxygen, reduced flavin or flavoprotein as one donor, and incorporation of one atom of oxygen; iron ion binding; heme binding
Source: RefSeq, a predicted model, not a curated record